CUUCCUGUUUGUCCUCCUCGGUCCUCCGGUCUCCGUCGGUCUCUGACGUUCUUUGUUCUCCGGGGACACCCUGUCCUCUGGCUCCGGUCCACCGGAGCCUUGUUGACUCUGUGAAGCCGACAUGGAGCGCAGGAGCCGGUGCUGAUCCGGUUCCGUCCCGAUGGAUUUUACUUGACGGUCCGGAACUGUGUCUGUGGGGCCAAGGCUCGCUCUGCGGGGAACUGGGUCAAGGGGACCCAGUUCGGUCACUUCAACUUGAGGCUGGACUUAAAGCGGGUCGGUUCUGUUCUGCUGAGCUCCUUGCGUUCACUCCCGAGGUUGUUAGAUAACAACCGGACCUGUUCAUUGAGUUUUAAUGUCGUCCGGUACCGGAGAACCGGAGUCCAACUCGACCCAGUUUGUAAUCUUAUGUUUGGACUGAGGUUUGCUGGUAAGUUCUGCUGCAGGUGGAUCCAGUCAGUGUUGUAGGCUGGCUUUGCUGCUUUUAGAACCAGGUCUGAUUCAGACCGGUUCACUGAGGUCAGUUUAAGUCCAUUCCAGUUCAUUGGUGACCAGUAGAGGUCCAACUUCCUGGACCUAAGAUUAACUGGUCCUAGAUUUUCAAAACCUCUGGUCCUGGUUCUGUCCAUGUCUAAAUCUGGUUAAAUAAGGACAAUAUUUGGGUUUUGUCCAGAUCUUCCCUGGAUCUCCUCUAAACAGGGUUUGGUCCUGGUCCAAAUUUGGUUAAUCCCAGGUUUAAACCUGGGAUUAAUCUAGUUUUAAACUGGGUUCAGUUCUGCUUCCCCUCAAUAUGGCAGAGCACAACCAGACCUCCCCUACACUAUGCUGCUGCCGUAAAUCCCUGCCGGUCUCUGGGGGUCGGUGUGUUGGGGACCCCAGCCAGCCCUCGGCCGGUCCGAGGCCCGGUGCCCCACCCUGCCCCUUGGUGGACGUGGCCUCUGCCUCAAACUUCAUGUGCUUCCGACUGCGUCACUUUCACCUGGACCUGCGGUUGAACUUCGCAGCGAAGGAGAUGAGCGGAUGGCUGGUUCUGGACCUUGUUCCGGUCCAGCCGGGGGUCAACACUCUCAUCUUGGACUCCCACCCCUCCCUGUUGAUCCACUCCAUAGACUGUAAAGUUCCAGGGGAUGAGCCUAAGGAACCGACUUCCCUCACAUACCGGGUCGAUCCGUUUACAGACUACGGGUCAUCGCUCAUCAUCAGCCUACCUGAUGGAACGGUGAAACAAGACAAACUGAUCCAGGUCACAGUCCGCUACACGACCACAGAAGGCCCGGCGAUCUGGUGGCUGGACUCUGAGCUGACCUGUGGUCAGUCUCGUCCUCUGGUCUUCACUCAGGGACACUCGGUUUGUAACCGCUCCUUCUUCCCUUGCUUCGACACCCCUGCUGUGAAGAGCACCUACACGGCCACCAUCCGGGUUCCAGACGGUUUGACGGUUCUGAUGAGUGCCUCCCGGAGUUCUUACUCCAAACUGGAUCGAAUCUUCCAGUUUUCCAUGGAAUUCCCAGUGCCAUCCUACCUGGUGGCGCUGGUGGCCGGAGAGCUGCAGCACGUGGACAUCGGCCCGAGGAGCCGUGUAUGGGCGGAGCCAUGUUUAUUGUCUUGUGCGGUGAAAAAGUUAGGGGGCAGUGUGGAGCGCUGGCUGGGCGUGGCAGAGGACCUGUUUGGACCUUAUCUUUGGGGCAGGUGUGACAUCGUAUUCCUACCCCCCUCCUUUCCCAUCGUUGCCAUGGAGAACCCCUGCCUCACCUUCAUCAUUGCGUCUAUCCUGGAGAGCAGCGAGUUCCUGCUGAUUGACGUCAUCCAUGAGAUCGCACACGGCUGGUUCGGAAACGCCGUCACCAACGCCACCUGGGAGGAGAUGUGGCUGAGCGAAGGCCUGGCGACGUACGCGCAGCGGAGGAUCACCACCGUGGCUUAUGGUGAGGCCUUCACCUGCCUGGAAACUGUGGUCCGACUGGACGCUCUGCACAGACAGCUGCGUCUCCUUGGAGACAACAACCCUGUGAGCAAGCUGCAGGUCAAGUUUGAGCCAGGUGUGAACCCCAGCACGCUGAUGAACCUGUUCACCUACGAGAAAGGGUUCUGCUUCGUGUCUUACCUGUCGGAGCUCAGCGGGGACGUCAGGCGCUUUGACAGCUUCCUCAAGGACUACAUCUCAGAGUUUAAGUUUCAGAGCGUGGUUGCUCAGGACCUCAUUGCCUACUUCCUGCGGUACUUCCCAGAGCUGGAGGACGCCGCCGUUUCUCAGAGGGAAGGUCUGGAGUUCGAGCGUUGGCUCAGCGGCUGCGGACCGCCACCCUUUGAGCCAGACCUGUCAGCGGGGGGCGCUCUUAUCGGACCGGUCCAGGAAUUGUGUGACUUGUGGAGGAGCACAGAGCCGCCCGAUCAGCAGGCGCUCGCCACCUUUGACCUGUCUGCCUGGAGCACCUUCCAGGUGGUUCUCUUCCUUGACAGGAUGUUGGACCACUCGCCGCUGCCAAACGAGGUGAUGGCGAGGCUCUCUGGCUGCUACUCCUCCCUGUUUGAUGGCCUGAAUGCCGAGGUUCAGAUCCGGUGGCUGCAAAUGGUGGUGAGGAACACAUUCUACCCAGACCUACCCCGGGUCCGAGCCUUCCUGCACAAACACACCUCCAGGAUGUACACUGUCCCACUGUAUGAGGACCUGGUGGCUGGGGUGAUGAAGUGCGUUGCCGUGGAGAUCUUCUACCAGACGCAGCGGCGCUUGCAUCCCAACCUGAGGCGGACACUGCAGCUGAUCCUGUUCCCCAACAGCUCAGCUCCUACUAGUCAGAAUGGUGCGGUCCAGUCCAUCGUAGCUAGCUCCUCCCCCUCUGGUUCACCUCUUCAAACUCCUGCUACCACGGCGACCGCCUCUGCUGCUGGGACAACCGCCGCCAUGGCGCUGAGAGACGUUAAUGUGUCUGCAUGACGACCAUCAGGGCCCCUAGAGGUCCGUUAGGGUUUAAAAUCAGAUCGUUUUAUGUUCUCCGUUCUCUUUCAUCACAAUUGGUCCAAAAAGCAGAAGGUUCUAGAAUGAAAUGAUCUGCAGGUUCUCAGAUUUGUGGGAACAGGAACAUCGACCGCUCAGCUGGGGAUGGGGUAAAUUCAGUAAGACUUUGCUUUUUUCGUUGUGGCCUCAGUAGAAUCUCAACCUGGACCUGGGUCUAAUCCAGAUUCGGAACCGAAACCCAGCUCUGCAUGUGAACACCAGCAACAUUUAACACCCGGGUGGCCUUCAUCACCUCACUGUGAAACACUCCGACUGUUUUAAACUCUCCAUCCGAAGCAUGGAAAGUCAGGAUCUCUGACUGAUCCAAUCAGAUCCUCAGGAAUCUGCAGAGGCUGCAGACAGAAGUUAAACCUGUGAUCCCUGAUUGCACCAAUGUUUCUAAUCCACAUGGCUGAGGGCCGCGUCAAUGGAAUCAUUUCAGGCAAUGACCGAUAAUCUGAAAAGAUUAUAAAUCUGCUUUACUUUGCUGACAAUUUAAUUAUUUUAUUUAUUCUGUUUUUUUCUCUAACAAUCAAAAAUAAAAACAUGAAGUUGUUUUUUUGAUUCUGAAAACAAAAAAAAUCAAAC
Messenger RNA from Cyprinodon variegatus (sheepshead minnow), 3583 nucleotides. RefSeq names its product arginyl aminopeptidase (aminopeptidase B)-like 1 (gene rnpepl1). The coding region runs from base 791 to 2935 and encodes 714 amino acids. NCBI's taxonomy places the organism in Eukaryota, Metazoa, Chordata, Actinopteri, Cyprinodontiformes, Cyprinodontidae. Gene Ontology annotation, molecular function: metalloaminopeptidase activity; zinc ion binding. Gene Ontology annotation, biological process: proteolysis. The transcript is spliced from 11 exons. The record is from RefSeq and is a predicted model, not a curated record.